Molecule: messenger RNA, 4389 nt
Organism: Coregonus sp. 'balchen'
Lineage: Eukaryota; Metazoa; Chordata; Actinopteri; Salmoniformes; Salmonidae
Source: the annotation of a GenBank genome assembly
AUGAUGCCCUAUACCAUGAUGCCCUAUACCAUGAUACCCUAUACCAUGAUGCCCUAUACCAUGAUGCCCUAUACCAUGAUACCCUAUACCAUGAUGCCCUAUACCAUGAUACCCUAUACCAUGAUGCCCUAUACCAUGAUGCCCUAUACCAUGAUACCCUAUACCAUGAUACCCUAUACCAUGAUGCCCUAUACCAUGAUGCCCUAUACCAUGAUACCCUAUACCAUGAUGCCCUAUACCAUGAUGCCCUAUACCAUGAUACCCUAUACCAUGAUGCCCUAUACCAUGAUACCCUAUACCAUGAUGCCCUAUACCAUGAUGCCCUAUACCAUGUAUGCCCUAUACCAUGAUACCCUAUACCAUGAUACCCUAUACCAUGAUACCCUAUACCAUGAUACCCUAUACCAUGAUGCCCUAUACCAUGAUACCCUAUACCAUGAUGCCCUAUACCAUGAUGCCCUAUACCAUGAUACCCUAUACCAUGAUACCCUAUACCAUGAUACCCUAUACCAUGAUGCCCUAUACCAUGAUGCCCUAUACCAUGAUACCCUAUACCAUGAUACCCUAUACCAUGAUGCCCUAUACCAUGAUGCCCUAUACCAUGAUGCCCUAUACCAUGAUGCCCUAUACCAUGAUAACCUAUACCAUGAUGCCCUAUACCAUGAUACCCUAUACCAUGAUACCCUAUACCAUGAUGCCCUAUACCAUGAUACACUAUACCAUGAUAGACUUGAUACUUGGUGUGUUAGCAAAUCAUUAUACCUUAAUACAGUACUUGUAUUCUAAGUGAGGGUAUGUAAAUCGAACAGUUGAUUAGCAUGUGAUUGAAUAGAGGUGUAAUCCUGGUGCUUUUCACGUGUUGACGUGUGGGUGUGAAUCACUACAUGGAUUUGUGUUGACUCCCUGUUGUGUUCAACUAGCGCCGUGUUUGUGGCAAUGUAAACAUCCUAUAUCAUGAGAUGUAAAUACAGACGUACUCAUCCACUCAUCAAGAGAAAGAUUCUGAGGUACUCAGGAGUACUGUUGUCUGCUGAUACGGGACCAAUAAAGACCUAGUUCACCCAUUUUUGUGGAAAAAAGUUUUUAUAUAAAAAUGUAUAUGUUUUUUUUAAUGAUUUAUCAGGAGAUAGCACUCUCAGCACCCCCUACUUCCAGCGGCUAUGGAAUCAACUACUGUUAUUUAUGAGCUCCAACGGAAAGGUUUUGUGUUCGUCCCAAAUGGCACGCUAGUCCCUAAUGUGGUGAACUACUUUAACUAGAGCCCUAUGGGAUCCUGGUCAAAAGUAGUGCACUAUAUAGGAAAUAAGGUGCAUUUUGGGAUGCAGACUAUAUGAUGUAUGAGUUGAAAUAAAUACAUAAUCACUCACAUUUACAUCUAGCUCUCACAGUCUCACGUCAGAAUUAGAUAUUCAUACAUGUUUCUCAAACGUCAAAUUUCGAAGUUGUUCCAAAAGUCAAAUUUCAAAGUGUUUAAACGUUAAGUUUAGGCAUUAACUCUGAACUUUUAAGGUUAGGUUUAACUUUAGGUGUUUAAUAGUUUUGAUGUCUUCACUAUUAUUCUACAAUAUAAAAAAUAGUAGAAAUAAAGAAAAACCCUUGAAUGAGUAGGUGUGUCCAAACUUUUGACUGGUAGUGUAUAUACAGACUGUAGCCUACAAUUAGCUAAAUAGAACUCAAUUGAAUUAUCAUGUAAUUGAUUUCAAUAUUACUGAAUUAUAUAGCUCAGCAUUCAACACCAUAGUCCCAUCCAAGCUCAUCAUUAAGCUCGAGGCCCUGGGUCUGAACCCCGCCCUGUGCAACUGGGUCCUGGACUUCCUGAUGGGCCGCCCCCAGGUGGUGAAGGUAGGAAACAACACCUCCACUUCUCUGAUCCUCAACACUGGGGCCCCACAAGGGUGUGUGCUCAGCCCCCUCCUGUACUCCCUGUUCAUCAAGUUUGCAGACGACACAAUGGUCCACUCACGCUGACAGUGUGGUAAAGAAUGCGCAACAGAGCCUCUUCAACCUCAGGAGGCUAAAUACAUUUGGCUUGGCACCUAAAACCCUCACAAACUUUUACAGAUGAACAAUUGAGAGCAUCCUGUCGGACUCUAUCACCGCCUGGUACGGCAACUGCACCGCCCGCAACCGCAGGGCUCUCCAGAGGGUGGUGCGGUCUGCCAAACACAUUACCGGGGGCAAACUACCCGCCCUCCAGGACACCUACAGCACCCUAUGUCACAGGAAGGCCAAAAAGAUCAUCAAGGACAUCAACCACCCAAGCCACUGCCUGUUCACCCCACUAUCAUCCAGAAGGCGAGGUCAGUACAGGUGCAUCAAAGCUGGGACAGAGAGACUGAAAAACAGCUUCUAUCUCAAGGCCAUCGGACUGUUAAAUAGCCAUCACUAGCACAUUAGAGGCUGCUGCUGCCUCUAGAAAUCACUGGCCACUUUAAGAAAUGGAACACUAGUCACUUAAUAAUGUUUACAUAUCUUGCAUUACUCAUCUCAUAUGUAUAUACUGUUUUCUAUAAUAUUCUACUGUAUCUUAGUCCAUGCCGCUCUGUCGUUGCUCGUCCAUAUAUGUAUAUAUUGUUAAUUCCAUUCCUUACUUAGAUGUGUGUGUAUUGGGUAUAUGUUGUGAAAUUCUUAGAUAUUACUGCAUUGUCGGAGCUAGAAGCACAAGCAUUUCGCUACACCCGCAAUAACAUCUGCUAAACACCUGUAUGUGACAACAUUUUUUUGAUUUGAUUUAUUUACAUUUUUACAAUUUAGCAGAUGCUCUUAUCCAGAGCAACUUACAGUUAGUGAGUGCAUACAUUUUUCAUACUGCCCCCCCCGUGGGAAUCGAACCCACAACCCUGGCGUUGCAAACUCUUCCAACUGAGCUACACGGGGCCAAACGCCAUUUAUAGGUCUAUGUAGCUUAUUAUGCAGACGUCCCGGUUUUGAUCCUUCGCUUGUUUGUAACAGUUUCAAAGACUUUGGCAACAAACAUUUGUAGUCAACUUUGCUGUGAAGCUAUUGGUGGUCACAGAGAGACAGAUAAACAUCUUCUAUGUUUAGCGGAUACAUCCUGUGUAUAAAGUGACGUGGUAGGGCAAAAAAGCAUCUAACGACGCCCUUAGCUGUUCUGUAUGAGACAGACGGUAAAUAACAAGCGUUUUGAAGUGCAACGUUAGUAAUGAUGGUUUUGGGAAACACUUCUGAGAUUUAACCAUGCUCCUACGAAAGUUCGAACGAUUAACGUAGCCUUAAGAUGCUUUCGGGAAAUCGGGCCCAGAGCAUUUUAUAUAAUAUAUUUGAAACCGGUUCCGUUUGUUUAAAUGGAGGUGUUUUAUGAUUCAUCCCACAGUAGUCAAGGAAAGAGGAAGGACGGUGGUGUGUGUUUUUGUGUGCGUGCGUGCGGUGUGUGUACGCGAGUGUGGGUGUGAUGUUAUUUAGAUGAAAACAAAGCAUUCAGUCACACUCUCAAAGCAUUGGGCACCCACCCAUGUGGCAUCCUGUUAAAAAAGCAUCGGAAAUGAAUCUGAGAUAUAUUUCAUGUCUACAUUAAAAAACGGAGCGUUUGAUCAUUUCUGUUAUAUGGCAGAGAGAGAAAGAGAGAGAGAGAGAAGAGAGAGAGAGAUAGAGAGAGAGAGAGAGAGAGUGAGAGAGAGAGAGAGAGUGAGAGAGAGAGAGAGAGAGAGAGAGAGAGAGAGAGAGAGAGAGAGAGAGAGAGGCCACCAUCUACAGUAUCUGCUCCUAAAAGCGUGCACCGCUGGACAAAAAAUGACAUUUACAUCAUUUAGCAGACGCUCUUAUCCAGAGCAACUUACAGUAGUGAGUGCAUACAUUUUCAUACUGGUCCCCCGUGGGAAUCGAAACCCACAACCUUGGCAUUGCAAGUGCCAUGCUCUACCAACUGAGCCACAAAGAACAUGAAAUGAGGAGGGAACAAACAGACUGAGAGAAAGUGAGACGCUGGUGGUGGAAAACUUGUUGAAAGAGAGACUAAUAGUCUUAUUGGGGGGAUAAAGCAGUAGUCUUGUUAAUUUUAAAUAAUGUUCCUGUUUCUUCAAAGAGAAGACCUGCAGGCUUUUAAUCUCAACACCUUUUAUUUUGGCAGAAAGGAACGAAGACGUGUUCUCACUUUCUCUUUUUUCCAUCUCUUUUCUCUCUUUCUUUCUUCCCUUAGUUAAUAAGAAAUAUUCUUGAAUAUUAAAAUGAAGUCCUGUUAAUAAUAUAAAGAAGUUUGAGUCUCGACUCGUCUGUGGCAAUAAUUGAGUCCCUUGAGUUUGAGUAUUGGCACUGUAGAGCCAAGUGUGUGUUUGUGUGUGUGUGUGUGUGUGUGUGUGUUUGUGUGUAUGUGUGUGUGUGUGUGUGUGUGUGUGUGUGUGUUUGUAUGUGUGUGUGUGUGUGUGUAGGUAG